AUGGCAUCUAACCACCACUACGAGCGCCUCUAUGCCAUCGGGGUCAUCCUCGUUGGUUCGGGAAUCAUCACGUGUUUGUUGAACUACAUCAACCUCGAGACCCACCCUUUCUUGACCUCCUCCAAACGAGGCAGAGCUCUUCAGAACGUGUGCAGCCGUAUUUUCGAGCAUAUCCUCAAGGCCAUCUCGGUAUCUGAUCCGCUAUCACCUCCGCCGAGCGCUUCCACACCAGCUUCGCGUGGCUACCUCGAGACUCUCCCACGACGCAGCGGCCCCCGUCCGCUCAUCACCGGCAUCCGCCGCCCUCAUCAGGUCAGCCAACUGUCUCUCCCUCCAGAGAAGCAGACGCAUGUCUCGGACCGCGUGCGGCAAGUCAUCGCGGACAUCUCGGCGCGAUAUCCUGUGGCGACGUAUCUCGGCCGAUCGUCGUUCGAGCCGGGCCCCUCGGGCAGCCCAACGACGACGCUGUACGCUCGCCACCGCAUGUUCGACGAGACGAGAUACUACGGCGAGAUCCUCCGAGCCAGUGGUCUCGACGGGUCGAUCCAUUGCACGCUCCACCCGCACGACGUCAAGACGGUGAUCGAAAAGGGCUGGGGCGAGAGACACCCGCUGUCGACGCGACUUGCGUACUGGCCCACGCGGGUGUUUUGCGACAUUCCAGCCGCGCCCACCGCCGACUCGCGCGUCGUGCUGUAUGCACCGCGGAAUCAGUCUGAUCUCGACGCUAUCAGCCAGGUCGUCUGCGCUGCAGUGUGGUGGGUCGGAGGCAUUGAUACUACGAUUGACGACGAGUCGUCUUGA
This is a messenger RNA of Exophiala spinifera, 804 nucleotides long. RefSeq lists its product as uncharacterized. The record is from RefSeq and is a predicted model, not a curated record. NCBI's taxonomy places the organism in Eukaryota, Fungi, Ascomycota, Eurotiomycetes, Chaetothyriales, Herpotrichiellaceae. Bases 1 to 804 code for a protein of 267 amino acids. The transcript has a single exon.